CUCUAUCUUGUCCACAAAUGGUACAAGAAAACGACAUGGAUGUAUCUUGCAGUUCCUGUGCUCCUAUAUGCUGGUGAACGAUGCCUGAGAUUCUUCAGGUCAGGCUUAUACUCUGUCCGGCUUUUGAAAGUGGCAAUUUACCCUGGAAAUGUGCUUACACUGCAAAUGUCUAAACCUUCCCAAUUUCACUACAAAAGUGGGCAAUACAUAUUUGUCCAGUGUCCGGAUGUUUCUCCAUUUGAAUGGCAUCCAUUUUCCAUUACCUCAGCUCCCAGGGAUGACUAUCUAAGUGUUCACAUCAGACAGUUGGGAGACUGGACACAAGAACUUAAGCGCGUAUUCUCUGAAGCUUGUGAGUGUCCGCAGGUUGGAAAGAGUGGUCUUCUGAGAGCUGAUGAAACAACUAAGAAAAGUUUACCGAAGCUGUUAAUAGAUGGACCGUAUGGUGCUCCAGCACAAGACUACCAAAAAUAUGAUGUUCUAUUGCUGGUUGGCCUUGGCAUUGGAGCAACACCCUUCAUAAGUAUCCUGAAAGACUUACUCAACAACAUAAUCAAAUGGGAGGAGGAAACAGAUUCAGCCUCAGAUUUAAGCAGGAACUCAGAUCUAAGUGUUGGAUCAAGUGAACAGCAGUCCUCCAACAAGAUUUGUUCAAGACAGAAGAAGACUCUGAGGACUACCAAUGCAUAUUUCUAUUGGGUGACAAGGGAACAAGGCUCUUUUGAUUGGUUCAAAGGUGUUAUGAAUGAAGUCGCGGAUCUUGAUCAAAGGGGGGUCAUUGAGAUGCACAACUACUUGACAAGUGUAUAUGAAGAAGGAGAUGCACGUUCAGCGCUCAUUACCAUGGUUCAGGCUCUUAACCAUGCCAAAAACGGUGUUGAUAUUGUAUCUGGAACUAGAGUACGAACUCACUUCGCAAGGCCAAAUUGGAAGAAAGUCUUUUCCAAGACAUGCACCAAGCAUGCUAAUGCCAGAAUAGGAGUCUUUUACUGCGGUGCGCCCGUAUUGGCCAAAGAACUCAGCCAACUUUGCAAAGAGUACAACCAAAGGGGACCAACGAGGUUCGAAUUCCACAAAGAACACUUUUAGGAGGCCAUCACAACAACCCAAUUCUUGAAUUUAAACCGCAGGCGUGGAAAAUACAACUGCACAUUGUUUAUCGAAAACAGGCUCCAUUUGGGAAAAGAUGUUUUAGAACACAAAUUCCACAGCAGCAGCAGGAUAAGGAGAGCUUUGAUGGUAGAAAUGACUCAAAAGAGAACCCUUCUAGAAGACCUGCAGUUGGCCGGAUUUUGGGCAUUACUGUUCUAAUCAAGAAACUACUUUGAG
Cuscuta campestris is the source of this 1329-nucleotide messenger RNA. Lineage: Eukaryota; Viridiplantae; Streptophyta; Magnoliopsida; Solanales; Convolvulaceae. The record is from the annotation of a GenBank genome assembly.